Messenger RNA from Ictalurus furcatus (blue catfish), 3102 nucleotides. RefSeq names its product cell division cycle associated 4 (gene cdca4). Gene Ontology annotation, molecular function: transcription regulator activity. Gene Ontology annotation, cellular component: nucleus. Lineage: Eukaryota; Metazoa; Chordata; Actinopteri; Siluriformes; Ictaluridae. The transcript is spliced from 3 exons. The coding region runs from base 752 to 1684 and encodes 310 amino acids. The record is from RefSeq and is a predicted model, not a curated record.
UGUUUAUGAGGGACACUGACGAUAUCGAUAUGCAAUAAACAAGUACAUUUUUUUGUCAUUUUAUUUAGAUUUUGCCAUAGGAAUAUUGCAGCUUAUACAACUUUCUUUUGUAUUCUUUUGACAUUUAUUUUGGGACACAAUAGGUCAUUUGUUGAUGGAAUGCUGCUGGGGGGAAAAACCAUCACACACCACCAACUGUUAACCAUUAAAACCAUUACCAUUAUUGGUCCUUAAUGGUAUCCACUAGACAUAACAUGCCACCAAUAGAAGGCAAGAAAUUACCAGUAGAGACCCACAGGGACCAUUAGAGUUCCCAUUAAAACCAUUACAAAUUCUGUGAGGGUUUCUAUUGUGUUGUUGUUGUUGUUGUUUCAGCAGGGAUGACUUCUGUAAAUCACUGCUGAGUAAUUUACCACAAAGUAAACAUUUUUGCAAGUGUGCCAGCUCUUGCUCUCCAGACCAACAAGGAGCAGAAACAGAAUGCUCUGAAACAUCAUUUUGAUUUCAGGUUAAAGAUGCAGGGAGGACAGGACAGGACUCCUCCACCCACACCCACGUGCCCCACCCCCCGAGGCUUUGUGUGAGAGCGGUACCGGGGUAUGUGCAGAUGCAGGAUGGCCUGCUGUCCAUGCAGCUGAAGGUUCCGCCCCCAUCAGCCCUGCCUGCGUGCCGGAUGCUCACUAGCUCACUACACCGGAGUGGCCGAGUGGAGCUGCACCUUUAACACCGCCGCCGGCCUACAGAACCGCGCAUGACGCUCAUCAACCAAAGAAAUAAACUCAUACCAGUGCUGGGAUGUCACUCGUGCUUCAGGGUAGACAUGUUCUCCAAAGGCACCAAGCGCAAGUUUCCCAGCGAUGACGAUGAGAUGUCGGACGAGAACCUGGCCAGCGCCAAGGUGUCCUCGUCAUAUAGUCUACAGCGCCAGUCUCUUCUGGACAUGUCCCUCAUCAAGCUGCAGCUCUGCCACAUGUUGGUGGAGCCCAACCUGUGCCGCUCUGUGCUCAUCGCCAACACGGUGCGGCAGAUCCAGGAGGAGAUGACCCACGACGGCAGCUGGGUGGUCACCGAGGCCUUCUGCAGCGGGACCCAGGGCCCCUCCGAACGCCUCGUGGCCACCGAGGUGCUCUGCCGGUCACGAGAGCAGGAAGCCGAGCCUAAGCUCUUCUCGGUUAUCAGCUACGAAGGAAUCAGCCGCGAGGAAGAGGUGGUGGCGGACGAGACGCUGUGUUCGGUCUCGGUGCACGACUCCGCCUCUGACGUGUGUCUCUCGGAGACCUCGCGUCGUUGCUGGGACGAGACCGAGGACUCCCCGGAAAGCUCCAGGCUUGGUCCAGGAGACGACGAGGACGACGAAGACGAGGAUGAAGAUGACGAACAGGAAAGUUCCUCCAGGGAGGAUCCGAAGGCAAUGGGGCAAGUUUUCGGAACGUUCGAGAUCAAGAACGGUGCCUCGGGUCCGGACUCGGCUCUCGAGGAAUUGUUCUCGGACGUGGAUGCGUCGUAUUACGACCUCGACACCAUGCUCACGGGCAUUCAGAGCACGGCGCCCAAGAUGGGUCCGUACGACCUGCUGGACAGUUUGAGUCCCUCUCACACGCCGACGUCUAUAAACUCGCCGUCAAACUGCCGCUCUGAUCUUAACGAACUGGACCACAUCAUGGAGAUCAUUGUCGGCUCUUAGACGAGAGGCGGCUCUGAGACUAGUACACAUUUUCCUCUUAAUGUUUUUUCUACCUGUUGUGGAAGUUCAGUCUGCAGUCCUUUCAGGGAAAGGAGUGUGUGUCUUCUAAAGAAUGGCCUUGAUUUUAUGAGCUGACCAGUUACCCUUUGUAUGUUCUUUUUUCCCCCCCUAUUUGUCUUUUUUUUUUUUUUUUUUUUUUUUUUUUUAAUUUAUUUCUUUAUUGCGUCCAUUAACACUACAUACAGGAUGGAGUGCAGAGCCAGAUGUAUACAAAAGAUAUUUUCAUAAAGAUGAAAUUGCCUAACUGUAAAAUGACAAAUAUAUAUUUUUACAAUAGAUACUGCUUGUUAACUGUUACAGUGCACUCGUCAUCGGUUUCCAACAUUAUGGUUCUAAACAGAUUCGCAAAUCGGUGGACGUCAUGUUGUGGCUUUUUUUUUUUUCCUCAUCCCUUUCGGGAUUCAGAAAUGGCAGUAAGAAUACAGCAAUGCAUGACUUAUUUUUAUUGUAACACACUUUUAGGUGCAUUUUGGCACCCAGCGUAUUUUUCCCAUCAGUAUCUGGGCAAAUCGUCAGCCUGUAUUUUAAUAUUAGAAGUCAUAGUGUUCUUAUAUUUGUUUUAUCGACAAAUGAAGAAUGAUGGGGGAGGGGCCGCCCCAUUCUAUAUAGUGACUUUUAAUUUAUUUUUAUUUAUUUGUUGCAAACUUUACAUGUUGAGUGUUGGCUUUGGUCAAACUCAGGGCAGAAGAGACUUCACGGGCCUGAUUCACCCCAAAUCCUUCAACCAGUAGUACAUUUUAAUUUAACGCGUUUUAUUAUUUUGUCGGUUUUAAAGCCUUCGAUGUGUGCAAAGGGCCGUCGUGAUGCAUUAUGUCCCACUAUUUUGAUGCACAUCCACAGAUCUAAAGAUAACAUAAUUCAGUCGUAGCUUUAUUUUCGGCUGCCUUUCGUUAUAAAGUCUCUGAUCAGGUAAAGAAAUCCUGAAUCUGAUGUCGUGUUUUGCAGCCUGCUGUCUAAACGCAGCCUCGUAAUGAGCUGUACACUUUCUCUGAUCCUAUGCAUUGAGUGUCGCAAUACACUUCCUAUGCACAAAGUGUUCGAGCACAUUUUAAAGUACAGUAUUGACUUUAACUUUGUAUUUUUGACCGUCAGAAAGAGGACAGGGUUUAAACGAUUGUCUUCCUAUUUACAGAAACUUCAAUUCAGUCAUCGAUUCUGAAACCAGUUCUUAUAGUUAAAGAAAAAUGUUAAAAAGACAAUUACAGUACAUUUAAUUUGAGUGGAUGUAAUUCCUCUCUGCUUUACGUCGGUUUCAUUUUUAAGUAUGAUAUAAGUCUAGAGUAGAGCAUAAAAAACAUUUUAUAUGUGCAUUGUAGCAUUUUUAUAACAUUUUUAAUAAAAAAGAAGCACAAAUUCAA